AAUUAUUGUUCCUUUCUAUUUCGGUUGAUCCGAUUCAUUUCCAUGUUCCAGCCACCUGUUGUUUGUUUGUCAUUCGAUGGGUUGCUGCGAUCCAUGGUUGGGCAGUCUCUCUCUACUACUAGUUAUUUAUAAUUCAUUAGUUUAGUUAUCUUCUGUUAUCGGGUUGUCCUAGCUAUGUCGUAACUAAAUUCAACUUGGUCAGGUCUCACGUUGACUUGUUUUAGGGGUUGUUGAGGUCAGAUACAGUGUUGUCAGUCACCCGUACAAUUUAUAACUAGUUUGGAAUGUCAUAUAAUCAGAUUUCAAAUCUUAUCAAAUUUGCCUUUUUGUAAAUAGGUAAAAAGUAUCAGUAAAUUAUUCUGGUCGUCAUAAUAUCAUCAAUACUCAUUUGCCCUUACAAAAAUGUGUAAAGUCUUCUGUAUAAAGUUAAAAAACAAAGUGUUUAUUCAAGAAUUUAUUGUUAGUAAAAUGUAAUUAGUAAAUAGUUUUCUACAUAUAAGGUGCAUUGGGAAUAAAAGGAAUUAAAUUUAUCGCGAAAUACUGACAAUAAAAAAAAAUGGAAAAGAAAUAGUAAAAAAAUAAUUGUUUUAGCAGUGCUCCAGCAUGGCCUUAACUGUGCUGGUUAAAGCAAACUAAUGAACUUCAGAAUGAAAAAAAAGAAAGAAAAAAGAAAGAUGGAAAUAAAACAGUUUUUCAUUUUGUCCACCACCAACUUCUUCCACUACUUAUAAACCAACCAACCAACCAACAACCAACCAACUUCACCAAUCAAUCAAUCAAUCAUUUAUUACUUUACUGGUCAGCAGCCAAGUCAGACAUGAAUGACAUCAUGCUAACCAAUAUUAACUUCCCCCCCACCCCCACAUACUGUAAUCCUCAUUUUGUGUACUGACUGUUUUUGUUUUUGUCUUAGUAUUUUUUGUCAACUCUUAGAGAGAGUGGUAGCCUUAACAAACUUACUCUGCUUAUUGAGGAAAAAGAAAAAAAAAAAAGAAGAAAAAAUACAGCAACAAACAGCGCACGCACGCACCCCUUUAACUCAUUCACCCCUUCCUCUUCCGAGGAUGUCUGAAUGACCUGUGUAUGGUAACAUCAAAAGAACCCCUUACAAACACAUACCCCUUCUGCAAUCAUACAUCACUGUAUUAAUGAUUUCCUUCUUUAUAUGAACUUCCAACAUUCUUUACUGAGACCCUUCCCCUCUUGCCACUGCUACAUGUACACCCAUUCCACUUUACGUUUCCUUUUUUCGUAAGAAUCUUCCACAACAUUCUCAUUAUUUAUCAUCAUCAUCAUCAUCAUACUAUUUUCAUUUACUUAUUUUAUUAAUUUUUUUUUUUCCUCCACCUUAUUACCUAUUAUCGUGUAUCCUUUUUUGUUGUUAUUUGUUAUUGAUUAAUUUUUCUGCCUGCUGCUAGCUUUCACAAAGUUUUGUUCAGGUGUGGACAAAUUACUACAAGCACACUUGUUGCAUGUGGCUGAAAAUCAACAUGUCGGUGGUGCAUAUAGAUCCUCAGUUAGCAGGGAAUGAUCUCGUUUCCUUACAUGCCUCCAUCCAUAGAUGAUAUUCAAUUAUCUGUUUAUAUAUAAUUAAAGAAAAAAGUUGAAGUGAGAAAAAAAAAAUAUAUACGGGCAAAAAAAAAAAAAGAAUUAAAAAAAUCUGGAAGGAAGUCACCGUGUUCUUGUGUUCCCUUGGAGUUUGCAACUAUGUUAUGUUACUUAAGGUGGAAAUAACAGGUGGAAACUGUACAUAAUUUGUUACCGGCAUGUACCACCAGGUAAAUGGACAAGAUCUUUCACAAUCGACUCAUGAAGAAGCUGUCGAAGCUUUUCGAAGUGCAAAAGAACCCAUUGUGGUAGAAGUACUGAGGAGAGCAAACAAGGCUAAAAUGAAAAGUCGGUCUCCAACGAUGGUAUCCGUUGGAACACAGACCGAGGAGGAGAUUUUCUGCAGCAAUGAGAGUCCUCCCACACCACCACCUGGAUUUUAUGCUUUCAAUGGCUCUGGAUUAUAUCAACCAUCUUCACGACGUCCCGUAGCCUUUUCACCAAGUGCUGAUAUGGGAUUAACGGAUAUUGAAAUGGCUCAUGCAUAUGAAUUUGAAGACCCUUAUUUUGAUGAUGAUCGGGCUUAUGAUAUGGAAUAUGAGUGGUUUCCACGUGUAUUUCGUAAGGAAGUAAUCCUUCAUCGAGAUAAUAAUGAAAAGUUGGGCCUAACUCUUUGUUAUGGAUCCUUGGACGAUGACAUGACUGAUAUAUUUAUUGGUGAGGUUGAGAGUGACAGUAUUGCUGCCAAAGAUGGUCGAAUCCACCCUGGGGAUCAAAUUCUGCAGAUCAAUGGUGUUGAACUUCAUGGUCGAAACCAAGCAAUUAAACUUUUUACAGAGUCCACAUUGGAUAUCUGUCUUCUUGUUGCUCGCCAUCAAAUCCAGAUGGAUGAUGGAUUUAUGGAGGAGCACAACAUGGUGCUGGAUGAUAUUUUAGAGGAGCAACAUCAUGAAAAAAUGCAGUUCAUGGCAGGAAUGCUCAAUGAGGUUCAUAUGGAUGAAGAAGGUGCUACAACAGAUACAGGAAUGACAGAAAAUUCGUGCCUGAAGCUGGAGAAAGAUAGUGGAGUGGGACGUACUGAUGAAAGCACAAAAAAUGAAGAAAGUUCAGAGCAGGAAACCUUUGAUGGGGAAAGUGUGUGUCCAGCAAGUUUGCAGUUUGGUACAGAAGGAGAAUUCCGACAACGUCAUGAAAGCUUUACUUCAACAGACCAAGACUAUGUCAGCCAUGAAAUACCUGUUGAUGUUUGUGACAGGUUCCGAGAAGUGCUAGAGGAUCGCUGUGGCAGUCCUCGUAAAGAAAGGAGCCGCAAGGAUUCCCAGGGUAGUAUCAACCGUGAGUUAGCCAUGCUUGAUAAAGAAAUGAAAGAAAUUCAAAUGGAAUGCCAAGAACUUGUCCGUGCACAUAUGAGAGAGCAACAAAAAAUACAGCUUCAACAGAGAGAAAUGUUACGAUAUGAACCACAAAGGAGUCCCCGUAUUGUACCCAGAAUGGGAACAAGAUUGGAAUACAUAAAGCAUACAGGUCUUACCCAUGAGCAAGCAGAGAGCAGUAAUAAUGCUCGCAAAGAAAGCAAUCAAACCCCCAAACUCAUUCCCCAAUCUAUGAUAACUGAUAAAGAGAAGGACCCAGCUACGACUAGUGCCUAUAAUUCAGGUGAGAGCUGUCGUAGCACACCGUUGACCCUUGAGUUGAACCAAGUGUCCGACGACAGCGAUAAAGGACUGCGUAACUCAAUGUUGUGUCUUGUGCCACCUGCUGGCCGAACGUCAGGUAGCGACACAGAAAAGCAGACACAGACACCCACUAAAGCCCAUGAUCAUUCAAGCGAUGACAGUCUGAAACUUAAAAAGAAUUUAUCUUUUACCCAAAAUUCGUCCAAAGUCAAUCAUAGGUCAGGUAACCUAAAAAGUUGCGAAAGCAUGGGUGAGUCAUUACAAGACAUUUAUAUGCGUUACUCUGAUGUCAUGUACACUAACCAUGCCAAUUUGGAACAUACUAUUGCUAUUCAACAGAAACUUUUCCAACAGCAGCUGGAGCAACGCUCUCGCAUAAAAGGUCAUAGCAGCAGCGGGGGUCGCGGUUCCGAUGGUCAGCAGGGUGAGGCUUGUGCUGGUGCACAAUCAUCUGAUGGCUGCCAGAUGGAAUGGGUGGUGAAGCGUCGGCCAGAUGGUACUCGUUACAUAACACGGCGUCCAAUUCGCAAUAAGAUGUUGAAAGAGCGAGCUAAAAAGAUUUCAGAAGAGCGUGCAGGCAUGACAACGGAUGAUGAUGCAAUGAGCGAAUUGAAAGUUGGGCGUUACUGGCCAAAAGAGGAACGUAAGAAACACAUUGAGAAAGCACGUGAUCAGAAACGUAAGAAAGAAUUGAUGAUGAAAGCCAAAAUGGAAACCUUAAAGGAAGAAGACAAAAAAGAGGUGAACAUUCUAGAAUUGAGUCAUAGAAAAAUGUUAAAACAUAAAGGCAAAAAAGUGCUAGAUGAUUUUGUAACUGUACAGGAGAUGUUAGCCCAUGGCAGCCGAGUGGCUGAAGGCAAAACCUACAAUCCUUUACUCUCAGUAACAACUGUGUGAUAAAAAAAAAUGACAAAACAAGUUUUAUAGAUAUACGUGCAUACUUACACACAAAUAUAAAUAUAUAUAUAUAUAUAUAUAUAUAUACAUAUAUAUAUUACAAACACGCAUAUACAAUGCAUAUAUACUUACAUAUACACUUUUUAAAAAAAGAAAAUAAAACACACAAAGACAGACCAAUGGAAACAUAGAAACAGUUUAUAGAAAUUGUAAUAAUUAAAUGAAGAAGAGAAAGAAAAAUUUAAACCAUAACAAUCAUAAAUAGUGAAGUUCUUUCACUAGGAAUAUGGCCAAUUUUGUACGGUCAUUUGAAUUGAUGCCAGUAUAUUACUGGUAUAAAAUAAUAAUAAUAAUAAUGAAGAUGUUGAUCGUUUCUAACACAAAUGCUAAAGUAUCAAUGGAACAGAGCUUCUAAAAGUAAAAAUUUCAAGAAAAAAAAA
Molecule: messenger RNA, 4561 nt
Organism: Octopus sinensis (East Asian common octopus)
Lineage: Eukaryota; Metazoa; Mollusca; Cephalopoda; Octopoda; Octopodidae
Product: E3 ubiquitin-protein ligase PDZRN3
Exons: 10
Coding region: 1767-4121 (784 amino acids)
Molecular function (GO): protein binding
Source: RefSeq, a predicted model, not a curated record